CAAAUUCAAUCUCUUACUAUGCCCCUCUCUCUCUCUCCCCACAUAUAAGUAUUACUCGCUCUACCAUCUCACACCUCACCAACACUAAUCUUUCUCUUUCUUUAAAAUUUACCCGCUCUCUAUCUGUUUUAUCUCCCACCAUCACCUCACAGAACAAACACGCAGUUUCCUUCAUCACUAUAAUCUCAUCACUUAUGAAAUCUACAACACGCACUGUCCUCUCUGAGAAUAUCAUGCCGAGGAGAUACCGGUACAGUGGACAGCAUCAGUAUAAACUUAAUUAUUUCUGUCACUAGAAUCGGGAUCUAAUGUAAAAAAAAACCUGUAUGGCCACUGACUACUUCACAAUUACAGUAUAUUGCCAAAUUUAAAGAACUGAUUUGUGGCUUGUGGUUUAUAAAUGGACAUCAUGUGAUCUUGAAGUUGAAAGCCUGACCAGAAGAAUUCUAUGUGAAAAAGUGUCUUCAAAAUUAAUGACAACAAUCCUAUUGCUUGAGUCAAAGGGUGAGUCUUUACUCAAGCAGUGGCUAAACCUUAGAGAAAUAGAAAUACCAGCCAAACAGCCUCUGAAAUCACAUCCUUUCAUCUUAAAAUAGGAAGGGCACAUUGGAGAAUGUAGUUAUUGAUUGAUAUACAAAAAUGAUGUGUAGGUCAUGGUUGGAAUAUUUGUGAUCAUAGAUUUUCUCAAUCAGAGCUGACUUGCUGUUAAGCAACAACACCACCAACAGCCCUUACUACAGAAGGGGGUCGGGUCAGAGUUCCUAUGGCGUCUCUGGGUCGACCCCUCAGGUUCACACGUCGCAUGCGAUGCUACAUUUUCGGCUUUUGCAUCAACGUCUUCCUUGUAUGCAACAUCUUGGUUCACCAGACAUGGACCAAGUGGAACAGUGCUCUCGUCGAGAAGCCCGAUAGUUGGUCACGAACUGCCGGCAAGGGUUCUGCACAGAAAACCCAGGGAGAUAAUGAAUACCGUGUGUUGGUCAGCCGUUUCCGAAAGCUGAUGGAGAACGCUGUAGAAUCGAGCAAUUUUUCAUCUAGCGAAAACGAUGAAUCGCUCGAGUUGAUCAGCAAUGCUGAGAACGGAACACUUCGUUUCAAGAACCGGAGCAGCGAACAACUUUUCAACUGUCAGGAUAUCGAGAACAUAACUGACAAACACUACAUCGGAUCGGGCUGGACAAAGGCUGUGUAUAGCGGAGUUAUAUCGUCCAAGAAAGUUGCAAUGAAGACUGUCGACAUUGGAGGGCAAGAUGUGACCAACUGUGUGAAAUGGGGUCAGACUCUUGCAGAAUGUUAUUACAGAGCUGCACAGAAAAUUGUCAAAGAAAUUGUUCUCCUGCAGGAAUUGGAACACCAGAAUCUCGUUAAGGUAUUGGGUUACUGCAUCCCUGAAGAACAGUACAACGGUGAUGAUGUUACUUUGGUGUCUUUAAUUACAGAGCUGGGUGACACUAUAGAUCUGAUCAAACUGCUGCCUAUGAGCUGGGAAGAAAGACUACGAAUCUCAUAUGACCUCACUUCACUGAUUCAUUUCUUCGCUCACUCCCCUCACGGUCCCGUAGUCAUGAACGACUUCCGACACCAACAGUUUGUCCUUGUCAAUGGAAUGUUAAAGCUUACCGAUGUCGAUGACACUGGAAUCGGUGACCCACACUGUUCCACACAGGCCGACUGCAAUCUCCAUUUCUCACCUUCAGAAUUCCAUGCCAAAAUCCCUUGUCAGAACGGUCAUUGUGUCGGACUGAAUGAAAAGAAAAAUAUCUUCAAUGCUGGGCGCCAUUUCAUAAUUUUUCGACUUCCAUAUGGUGCUCCACCAUCCCUCCAUCCUAUUCUUUACGAUGUGGUUUCUGGCUUUACCAACUUGACCAUGAACGCCGACAGACUUCUAGAACAGAUGCAAAAGGCUGUACACCUGUACAAAACUGGCCAUUACCUGAACAGGACUGAACCUGUGAAGACUGAAUACAAAGAAUAUCUUGAAAGUGAUUUGCCCGGUAAAUACGAUUACAGAUGUCGAGCUUCUAUAUCCGGAACGAGUUGCACUUUUACUGUGUUUGAUCAGAAAGAGGCUGAAGAUAUCUGUGAAAGGGAUCCAGAGUGUUUCGGAUUUGUCAUGACACAAGAAACUACGUGGACAGGUCGGAAAAUCGUCCAUUUAAAGAAUAACAUGAGCAUCCCGGUGCGAAAUGCUGGUACAAAUUUAUACAUGCGUCCCUCCUGAGACAUUAUCAGUCCUUUCAGUUCAUUACACUUAAAUGAUGUCGAAAAUGUCCUCUGACAAUGGGGGAUGAACGAACAUUUGAAAAAUCUCAAUUCCCUCCGCUUUCCAAUUUUGUAAAUAAUAUAUCAGAAAAAAAAAAAAUUUAAAAGGAAGGCUUUCCACAUCUAAUUGCUUUGUCUGUGAUUUACUUAAAACAUGUGGUAAAACAUGUGGCUGUUCUGGAAUUUUGUUUCUGGACAUAAACAUAUAUACUCCUACACACACACACACACACACACAUGCAUACAUGUGCAUACACACAUUCAUUUUCACAUUGAUUGAGUCCGUGGUUUAACUGGGUAGGCUUUAUAAUUUCACUCAACCUGCUAGAAAUAACUGUUACGUUUACCUCAAAUAAGACCCUCACUAUCCUCCAACAAAAGCACAUUGGUUAGAUGAUGCAAUUAAGAAAACCCACUAGACAGUCAUGGCUGGAAAGCUUUGUUCACUCUAGGUUUACCUGAGCACAAUAUACACAACAGCCAAGGUGGCAGAAUCAUUAGCACGCCGGGAAAAAAUGCUUAGCAGCAUUUUGUCUUUACAUUUUAAGUUGAAAUUCCUCUGAGGUCAGCUUUGACUUUCAUUCUUUUGGGGUCAAUAAAAUAAGUACCAUUUGAGGGCUGGAGUUGAUAUAAUCAACUUACCCCCUCUCCCAAAUUUGCAGGCUUUGUGCCAAAAUUUGAAACCAAUAUUUAAGUAAGUAGGCUGACAGAAUCAUCAGUGUUAUUUCUUUACUACCCACAAGGGGCUACACACAGAGGGGACAAACAAGGACAGACAAACGGAUUAAGUCGAUUAUAUCGACCCCAGUGCGUAACUGGUACUUAUUUAAUCGACCCCGAAAGGAUGAAAGGCAAAGUCGACCUCGGUGGAAUUUGAACUCAGAAUGUAGCGGUAGACGAAAUACCGCUAAGCAUUUCGCCCGGUGUGCUAACGUUUCUGCCAGCUCGCCACAGAAUCAUCAGUGUGCCAGGCGAUAUGCUUAGUGGCAUUUCGUCUGUUUUUAUGUUCCAAGUUCAAAUUCUGCCAAAGUCGACUUUACCGUUCAUCUUUUCAAGAUCGACGAAAGACGUACCUCUUCCCCAAACUUGCUGCCCUCGUGCCAAAAGCUUGAGACAGCCCAUAAGUUUGCAUGCAGCCAUCCUUAUAUUGAGAACACUGUACUUAUCAACAGUUAUAUUAGCAGCAAACACCACUGAGAAUGUGUGAAGUAAUUUUAGAAUAUGCUAUGAUGGCAAGUGUUCCUCUAGCUUGCAUCAGUUAAAAAUAUGGCUUUUGCGACCCUAGUUACCAAAUACUUGCAUGGAAACACUACAUCACAUCACACACACACACACAUACACACAUGCACAAACACCACACGCAAACACCUCAUACUCCCCGACAAUCCUAUGUUUUUGUACAAACACACACAUCAUAUACGUAAGCAUAUAUAUAUAUGUAUAUAUCUAUAAAAUGUGUACCCAGACACAUAUAAAGACUAUGUAUGUGUGUUGUGCGUGUGUGUGUUUGGUAUUGCAUUUUAAUAUUACAUGCGAGCAAAUCUGUUGAGAACAAAGAGAAUAAAAGAAAUAUAUGAGUACAAGUGACGGAUCUUCCAGAGUUGUGACAAAAAAAUGUUGUGAUCAUCAUCAUCAUCAUCAUCAUCAUUAUUAUUAUUAUUAAAGCAGCGAGUUGGCAGAAUUGUUAGAACGCUGGACGAAAUGCUUAGUGGUAUUUCGCCCAUUGCUACAUUUUGAGUUCAAAUUCCACCAAGGUUGACUUUGCCUUUUGUCCUUUCAGGGUCGAUAAAUUAAGUACCAGUGAAACACUGGGGUCGACGUAAUCAACUAGUCCCCAACCACCUUCAAAUUUCAGGCCUUAUGCCUUUAGUAGAAAGAAUUAUUAUUAUCAUUAUUUAGGUGUCAAGCUGGCAGAAUCGUUAACACAUCAGGCAAAAUACUUGGUGCCAUUUCAUCCAUCCUCACAUUCUGAGUUCAAAUUCUGCUGAAGUUGACUUUGUCAUCUUUUCGGGAUCGAUGAAAUAAGUACCAGUUGAGUACUGGGAUCGAUGUAAGCGAUUUAUCUGCUUCCUGAAAUUGCUGGCUUUGUGCCAAAAUCUGAAACCAUUAUUAUUAUCAUCAUUAAUGGUAAUUAAUAAUAAUAAUGUUUCUGCAGUAAGCUGGCAGAAACAUUAGAGCAUUAGAAAACGGCUUUGCUGCUCUUUAUGUUCUGAGUUCAAAUCCUGCAGAGGUCAGCUUUGCUUUACUGGGUUGAUAAAAUAAAGUACUAGUCAAUGUAAUCAGCUUAUCCCCUCCCCUCAAAAUAGCUGGCCUUUGUGCUUAGCAGCAUUUUAUCCAUCUCUACAUUCUGAGCUCAAAUUCCACUGAGGUAGGCUUUGCCUUUCAUCCUUUCAGGGUCGAUUAAAUAUAAUACCAGUCAAAUACUGAGGAUCAAUGUAAUCAACUAGCGCCCCACCUCUCCCAAGCAUUUAAGGCCUUGUGCCACCCUCCACCCCACCCCCACACCAACCGAAAUUGCUGGCCUCGUUGCCAGAAUUUGAAAUUGUUAUAAUUAUUAUACUCCAGACAGACUAAAUGCUUUUGAAGUACUACUUCUAGUUCUUUACAUGCCGAGUUCAAAUCGUACCAAGGUCAGCUCUGCCUUCUUUCAUCAUUUCAGCAUUGAUUAAAAUAAAGUACUACUCAAGUACUGAGGUCAUUGUAAUUGACAACCCGACCCUUACUCACACACACACUCACUCUCUCUCUCUCUCUGAAACUUCAGGCCUUGUGCCUAUAUCAGAAACAAUCAUUAUUAUUAUUAUAUUAUAGUUUUUGUUUUUUUUUCUCAAUAUUUCUAUUUUUUUGUCUUUUAAACCUGAAUUCUGUCCAUUUUGUCCAAACUGGACUCUUGUCUGUCAUAUCAGAAUUAAAUGUCAUUAAAAAUAUAUUAAAUCUU
Octopus bimaculoides (California two-spot octopus) is the source of this 5200-nucleotide messenger RNA. RefSeq names its product extracellular tyrosine-protein kinase PKDCC. Gene Ontology annotation, biological process: peptidyl-tyrosine phosphorylation; skeletal system development. Lineage: Eukaryota; Metazoa; Mollusca; Cephalopoda; Octopoda; Octopodidae. Gene Ontology annotation, cellular component: extracellular region. The record is from RefSeq and is a predicted model, not a curated record. Gene Ontology annotation, molecular function: ATP binding; non-membrane spanning protein tyrosine kinase activity.